Molecule: messenger RNA, 1141 nt
Organism: Dipodomys ordii (Ord's kangaroo rat)
Lineage: Eukaryota; Metazoa; Chordata; Mammalia; Rodentia; Heteromyidae
Gene: Ovol2
Product: ovo-like zinc finger 2
Exons: 4
Coding region: 1-834 (277 amino acids)
Biological process (GO): regulation of transcription by RNA polymerase II; epidermal cell differentiation
Cellular component (GO): nucleus
Molecular function (GO): RNA polymerase II cis-regulatory region sequence-specific DNA binding; DNA-binding transcription factor activity, RNA polymerase II-specific
Source: RefSeq, a predicted model, not a curated record
AUGCCCAGAGUCUUCUUGGUGAAGAGGAGGAGCCCCGGAGUCUCGGUCCGCAGUUGGGAUGAGCUCCCGGAUGAGGAAAGGGCAGACACCUACAUCCCAGUGGGCUUGGGCUGCCUGCUCCAGGACCCCCCCGAGGACUGCCGCAGCGACGGCGGCAGCAGCAGCGGCGGCGGCAGCAGCAGCAGCAGCUCCGCGGAGCCGGGGAGCGCCGAGAGCAGCUCGUCGCCGCGCGCGCCCGAGUGUGAAACCCCCGAACCCCACCACGCCGAGAGCCCAGAUGGACCUCUGGCGGCGAAGCAGCGCCCGGUUGCCAGGUCAAAAAUCAAGUUCACUACAGGCACUUGUGGGGACUCGGUGAUUCACAGCUGUGAACUGUGUGGCAAGAACUUCCGCUUACAGCGCAUGCUCAACCGGCACCUCAAAUGCCACAACCAGGUGAAGAGGCACUUGUGCACCUUCUGCGGCAAGGGCUUCAAUGACACCUUUGACCUGAAGAGGCAUGUCCGCACCCACACAGGCAUUCGCCCCUACAAAUGUGAUGUCUGCAACAAGGCCUUCACUCAGCGCUGCUCGCUGGAGUCCCACCUGAAGAAGAUCCAUGGGGUGCAGCAGCAGUAUGCCUACAAGCAGCGCCGAGACAAGCUCUAUGUCUGUGAGGAUUGUGGCUACACAGGCCCCACCCAGGAAGACCUGUACCUGCAUGUGAACAGUGCCCAUCCGGGCAGCACGUUUCUCAAAAAGACAUCCAAAAAACUGGCGGCCCUGUUGCAGAGCAAGCUGACAUCCACACACCAGGAGAGAAUCACUCUGAGCGAGGAGGAGGAAAGGAAGUGAGGACAUGUAGGGGAGGAGAGAUACCAGCCUCACCACCUUUACCUGGAUUUUGGUUGUGAGGGUGUUCCUCCCACCCAACCUUUAUCCCACUGGCUGUUUUUUAAUGACAAGUGUUCAGUUCCCCUGUGUCCUUUCUGGAUGGAGCAGUAGGAUCUCUUCGCAGGUCUUUAGUUACCCUGCCACAUCUGACCCUGUACUGCGUGUCGUGUUGAACUUGGUUGCGUCAACCAAAGUCUGUUUUCUACACUCCAUGUUUUGUGGUUGUUGUUGUUGCUUUGUUUUUAAGUAGAAUUUUCAUACACGGACA